GGAACGGGAAGAGGCGGGGCUUUUCAAACAGAGAUGGUGGCCGUGAUGAUCCCGUGUGUGUAACAGGCCUGCUAGUAGUGUUACAUUGGUGUUAGAGGCCCCGUGCGCUGCGGCUGCUGCUAGACGGUCUUCUCGUUUUAAGAGGAAAGAUGCAAAGUCUAGCCGCACAAGUCACUAGCAGCUUGCUGCAAUUUCCUGAGACCACAAUAGUAGCUCUUCAGGAGGAUGAAAUUAACUUGGAAUCUGUCUUGCGUGCAAAGUUUACCACAGGGCGAGCUGGGCUAGCUUGGCUCGCAUGUGGACCCCAACUGGAAGUAACCAAUUCUGUAACAGGGGAAAGACUUUCUGCAUAUUGUUUUAGCACAGUGACUGAAAGACUUCCUACCGUUGUGACAGUCAAAGAGUUUUACUGGCAGAAGAGGACAGGACUUCUUGUGGGUCUAGUUGAAGCAGAAGGCAGUAUUCUUUGCUUGUAUGAUGUUGGUGUCUCCAAAGUUGUCAAAGCUGUCGUUCUUCCUGGAUCGGUAACUUGUGUUGAACCCCUAGUAAAUGAUGGAGGAGCCAGUGCAACCACUCAGCAUCUACACCAGAGUCUAAGAUGGUUCUUUGGGGUUGCAGCCGUGGUUACAGAUGUUGGACAUGUUCUUCUUAUUGAUUUAUGUUUAGAUGAUGUAUCUAACAAUCAAGAUGAAUUGGAAGCAUCAGACCUUGAAGUCAUUAGUGGGAUACCUGCAGAAAUCCCCAAACUUCGAGAAGCUGCUAAUAGAGAGAGACGACACUUGUGCCUUCAGUUACUGGCCCCAUCAGGAACCGCUGUCACCACCGUCGGCUAUAUAAGUAGAACUAACCAGCUGGCUGUAGGAUUUUCUGAUGGAUACCUCUCUUUAUGGAACUUGAAAACUUUAAGACGAGAAUACCAUGUUCAGAUUGAAGGAGGUAGAGUUCCUGUGUUUUCAGUUACCUUUCAAGAACCUGAAAAUGACCCCAGAAACUGCUGUUACCUUUGGGUGGUUCAGACAAGUCAGAGUGGCAGGGAUUUAAGCUUUCAUUUGCUGCAGUUGGCUUUUGGUGACAGGAAAUGCUUACCAUCUGGACAAAUCGUGUAUGAGAACUUGGAGUACUGCGAGGAAAGGUACACCCUGGAUCUUUCAGCUAAUGCUUUGUAUUUGAGAGGUCAGACAAACGGCAUGAAGUUAUUGGGCUGCCAGACCAUAGAAAAAUUCCGUUCUCAUAGUGAAAAAGAAGAUGGUCUCCAUGAUGUUACGUCGCCUGAUACCAGUGUGUCAAUUUUUAGCUGGCAAGUUAAUACUUACGGACAAAAUAAGCCUUCGAUUUACAUGGGAGUGUUUGAUAUAAAUCGUUGGUAUCAAGCUCAAAUGCCGGAUUCUUUGAGGCCUGGUCAGUUUCUCAGAAACUGUUCAUAUUUUGCGUUCUGGUCUCUUGAAGCUUUGACAAAUAUCACCGAAGACUCCAUAUUUGACAUUCUUGUGCAUGAGCGUAGUCUGAGUAGAGGAGUUCCACCUUCAUAUCCACCUCCAGAACAGUUCUACUUUCCAAGCACCUAUAAUUUUGAUGCUACUUGUCUGUUGAGUUCUGGAGUUAUCCACAUCACGUGCACUGGCUUUCAGAAAGAGACCCUGCACUACUUAAAGAAUUCUGGAUCUUCUUUAAAUGAAGAAAUUCCUGAUGGCUAUAACAGGUGCUUAGUAGCUGGUCUUCUUUCUCCAAGACUUGCGGAUGUUCAGCCUUCCAGCUUGACUCAGGAAGAACAGCUACAAGCUGUCUUAUCAGCUGCAGUUGAAACUAGCUCUAUCAGUCUUUUAACCCGUUGUAUCAAGCAGUGGAUUGAAGAAGAGCAACCGAGAUCUGCCCCAAACCUCCGCUUUGUACUUAAAUGGACGUGGGAUAAAGUGGUCCUUACGAAAAAAGAUUUUGACAGACUCUGCGCCACGCUAUUUGAUGGUUCAUGCAAUUUUAUGGAUUCUCGGACACUGCAGUCUCUACAGCACUGUCACCUGCGCCUUACUAACCUUACAACAGUGCUGAACUGUUUUAGGAAAGAGGCCAAAGAGCUCACAAAACAAGGAGUAAUUGACUUGACCAACAAGCUUUCUGUGACCAGGCUCUUAUCUCAGUAUGCCUCUGUAGUCCUUUGGUUUUGUCGUUGCGGUCUUCUACCAGAUAACCAAGAUGAAGCCAUGCAGUUGACCAGACCAUACUACAAUUUCCAACUAAUGCAGCACUACUAUGAAGAGCGUCGGAAAAAGUUGGAGCAUCUGGCUAGCAGAGGUAAAUGGAACGCUUCUACCUUGAUGGUUGAUAACAUGAUGUGCCAGCUUGGAGAAAGAGUCGAGCAUUUGUGGAAGAGAGAUGAAGGUGGCACAGGCAAAUAUCCACCUGCUACAUUACAUGCGCUUCUGGACUUGUACCUACUAGAAGAUGCAGAUGUAAUGAACAAGCAUGCUAUUAUAGUUUACUUUUUGCUGGAUGUGAUGUACUCCUUCCCAGAUAAACCAGAUUCCUCCAUAGAAUCAUUCCCUACAGCCUUUUCUGUACCCUGUGGUCUAAUAAAGCUUAUUCAAGGCUUUUGGCUUCUGGAUCAUAAUGAUUAUCAGAAUUCAGUGGACUGUAUUCUCCAUCCGGCUGCAAGUAGGGUAAUGACAUGGCAGCACAAUCUGAUUAUAGAGACCUUAAUGUGCCAGUUAGAGUAUCGACAAGCCCUGCGCUAUAUUCAGGUUAUCAAGCCUCCAAUAUCCAACAGCUCAGAGGUCAAACUUCACAUGACUGUAUUUUUAGCCAACAGGCACAUUUUUGAGGCUUGGAAUCUGCAGAAACUUCACUCUAGCCGACUGAAUGUAGAAGAGUUGCUGAAGCAUAUGUAUGAAACCUGUCAAGAAAUGGGGCUUAUGGAAGACUUGCUGAAGCUCACCUUUACAGAUUCUGAGCAAGACUAUUUGCAUAAGUAUUUACACACAAAUGGAGGGGUGCAGAAUCAAGAGCUCCUUUUGGUUCAUCAUUUGCAGAGAGCAAAUUACAUCCCAGCGCUGCAGCUAAACCAGUUACUGAAAAAUUAUCACCUGAAUGAUUGUGAUAGACGUCAGCGAGAGAGAGCAUUGGCCAGAAAGUCUAUACUGGAUCAGUAUGGCAAAAUACUACCAAGUGUGCAGCAAACUCUGGCAAGUGAUAGGGCCAGGCCUUAUCCAUCUAUUAUUUGGAAGAAAGUUACAAGACCAAAGCCUUUAUCUACUGUUGCAAAACAGGCUCCUGCAGGAAAUGUGAUCACUGAAGCAAAUUUUAUCCACAAUGUGCUGAUGAAAAUAAAGGAAGUGUCUGCGGCUAGUGAGAACAGAGACUUCUCCCCUUACAAGAGUUUAACAGAUGAAAGCUCUAUUCCCGUUUCUCAAGUAACUGAAUUGGAGAUGCCUGAUUCUUUUGUUGGUACACCAAUAUUGAAAUCCAAGAGAGACUCUAGGUUAUUGGGCUCUCUUGUUCACCCUAUCUUGGCAGAGCCCGCAUUUGACGAAGAUAUUGCAAUUGUCAGUUGUAAAACACCUCGCAGAGCUUCUGUCUUGCUGACUUCGAGUCCUGUUCAAUCAAGUUUUCUCAAAUCUACACAGUUAAAAAAUCUUUCCAAAGCAUCUGAAUUUAACUUGUUGGAGACACCCCUUGUGGUAAAGAAGGCAAAAGCCUUACUGGCAAGCACAGGAUCUUCGAGUUUUAUUGCAAACACUCCUCAAUCUAUUUUGCGGUCCAGUGCACGCACAACUCCUUUGGCCUCUCCUUCAGUAUCCCCUGGAAGAUCAGUCUCACCUCCUUUACGAUCCAAGGAAAUAAAAAUUUCUUUUAUCGAGCAGAUUAGUAAAAAAUAUACCAAAGGGAUCUUGGCAACUGAGCAAGAAGAACCCACCGCCUCCCUUGUUCUAAGUUCUGGUCAAGAGACUAUGUGGGCAGAGAGAGUGGCUAUACUUACACAAAAUAAUGCUGCCGCUGACAUUGAAGAAAUGGAUGAGUCUUCAUCUGGAAUUCAAGAUGGAAGCCCAAGCAAAAUGGAUGUCAGCAAUGUGUCUGCAAGGUCUGACCAGACAACACUAGAGUUUCAUGAUGCGCCAACACCUGAGGACUUGGAGGAUGAACUUAUUUUAACAACUAAACUUCAUUCUUCAGUUAGCGAUCAGCGGGUACAGACUGAUAUAGACAGUGUAGUAGUAACUGAAGAUGUACAAGCAGCUAUAGAAAGUCUGGAGACACAACACAGAGACUAUGUAAUUACAGAAGGUCCUUUUGUGCAUGAAAGUGAACCAGAAGUACCACAGAAGUUACCAGUAGUCCAACAAGACCCUGAUAUGCUGGUUGACAGUGUUGUAGCUCCAGUGGAAGACUGCACACAGGCUACUGAAAGUGAGAUGAAACCAGAUUCCUCAACCUCUGUCUCUGUGAUUAGUGUUCAAGACAGCGAAGACAUUGUCAAUGCGCAUUUUGAAUUUCUUGACAAAGAAAAGGACCAUGAAACUGAGCUGCAGAUCGUGGAGGAAAAUGUUCUAAUUGUUGAGGAAAUUCCUGCUGCCACCGUUCCUCACUUUGUGGAAGUUCAGAAUUUGAAUGACGAAGUGAAUAUUGAAGUCCCUGAACCAGAAGUAACAUAUCAGCCUGCAGCUUCGGUAAAUCUUGAUGAGGAGAAUAAGGUUGAUGAAUAUUGCAACAAUCCUGAAUCUGCUAAUGAUGAUGAACAUUCUGUGGAUGCUAGAACAGAUGUUAAAGACGAACAUUCUGUAGUUCCGAAUAAUUUUUCAUUGGUUCUUGAAGGAGAUCCUGGGGAUGAGGACUAUGCAGAGCUGGAACCAUUGAAAGCAGAUGAACCUAGUGGUGAAACUUUAAAAGAACCAUCAGAGGAUUCAUGCGAGCCUAAUGAUGAAAAGAUCAAUUUAGGAGAUGCCGUUAGUAAUGCUGAAAGUUGUCAAAGUAACUUGACUCUUUGUUGCACUGAGGAAGGGGCUAAGAUUACGGAAACACUUCCUUAUAUGCCUGAGCCAGUCAAGGUUGCCAUUACAGAAAACUUGCUUUAUCUCAAAGAAACCAGAAGUAAGGAUUUUGUAGCAGAAGUUAGCGAUUCACUUUAUGAAAAUGAAUCUGUAAAGAAACUCAGAAAUGUGCACACUGUCACUAGCUCACCUGUAAGGAAAGUGAACAAAACAAACCAUGAAGAUCUUACCGCUGAUACUGUCAUAAGGAUAACACCACAACCUGAAAAAUCAGAUGAGCAGAAACUUGAUUCAGAUGAACUGCAGACCUCUCCAAGUGAAAACAAGACUACAUUAAUAAAACCUCCAACUCCUCGCAGAAGUGUAAGGAAAACUACAAAGGUACCAGACACCAUUAAUGAUUCUGAACUUCCAAUUCCCACAACUCCUAAAAGAGGUGGUAGAAAAGCCAAAGAUAAUCCAGAAAACUUGGGUACAGCUUUAGCAACCUUACAAGAGGAACAGCAACCUAUUAUCACAAGAAUUUCCAGAAGGACAAAAAGUUCAGCUUCUGAUAAACCUGAGUCCACAGAAAAUGAAGCAGUCACAGAAGAAACUGUGACAAAACUGCCAUUUUCUCCUGCCAGAACACGUAGAGGAAAAGCUGCUGUGCUGGAUGAUCAAAGAAACACGGGAGACAUUGUGGAUCAACAGAUGCCUACAACUCCUACCAGAAUUACUAGAUCAUCUAAAGUGGCGCAAGAGAAUGAAAAUGAACAAAGCAUUGAGAAUGUUGAAAUUCAACCACUUGUUACUACACCUACAAGAGGUCGAAGAGGAAAACGUGCUGUGAAUGAGUUGGUCAAACAGUUUGAGCUUGGUGCCUUUCAGGCAAGUAACAAAACUGACUCCAGCCCACCUGUUUCUCCUAAAAAGGUGUCUUUAAGAUGGUCUAAAAUCAGGUCACAAAAUCAGAUAGAUCAAAAAUGUGCUGAUGAAGAUAAUGUAACAACACAAGAGGUUGUUGCAGGCACUCCUAGAAAAACGGCAAAAAAGUCUGUCCGUAAAGUAGAUGUAGAGGAUUCCCCUGAAGUUGCAGAGGGACAGAAGAGAGCGACCCGUUUAACAAGGACUAGAUCGAACACUGUUUCAAAGCCUGAAACCACUUCUGUUGAAUUUGCAUUCUCUACCCCUACACCAAGACGUAGAAAGAAUGCGAAAGCCGAGCAAACGGCUCCUCCUGUUUCUCCAGAUGAGACGCCAGUACCAAUGUCUUCGGAGUACAUGUUUUCUCCACCAUCUUUGAGGGCAAGACGGUCAACUAGGACAACUGCCUCUGCUAGUGUAACACUGAAAAGAAAGGACGUAACAGUUGAAGUGUCACAAGAGACAAUACCCAUAGUUCCUGAAAAAACUGUAGUCAAGCAACCAAGAGGCAGACCUCCAAAACACAGAGUGAAGAAAGACCAGCCAGAAGAUAAAGCAGCCUGGUCUCCACCCCCUGUAAAGAUUCAGCUGCUUUCACCUCCAGAAAGCCCAUCUGGUGAUUCAGAAAGUGCAAAACCCUUGUCUUUAGAAACUAAAGCUGCUGAAAGAAACCAGUCGAGGAAAACAAGGAGAAGGAUAGUUGCAUCCAAACCAGUCACUCGCAGGAAGAUCAGAUGAUUGUUUCUUGGAACAUUCUUAAUUUUAAUGUGUUGUGUAAGAUAAACACUGUAAAAUAUUGAAAUAAAACUGUUGACUGGGAGAAUAAUUUAUAUAAAUUAUUGUAAAUGGUCUUAAAAGCUCAAAACAUAAUAUUUCAUUGGAUAACAUUAUCUUCCCAGACAAAACUACUUUUUCUAUUUUGUAUUGCUUUUUUAAACAUGUAUCUAUAGCUUCUUGAUAUGUUAAAUAAAAUAAUGAACAAUA
Messenger RNA from Bufo bufo (common toad), 6869 nucleotides. It is a transcript of the gene AHCTF1, whose product is annotated as AT-hook containing transcription factor 1. NCBI's taxonomy places the organism in Eukaryota, Metazoa, Chordata, Amphibia, Anura, Bufonidae. The record is from RefSeq and is a predicted model, not a curated record. The transcript is spliced from 36 exons. Bases 150 to 6623 code for a protein of 2157 amino acids.